Messenger RNA from Misgurnus anguillicaudatus (oriental weatherfish), 2545 nucleotides. Its product is annotated as E3 SUMO-protein ligase ZBED1-like. NCBI's taxonomy places the organism in Eukaryota, Metazoa, Chordata, Actinopteri, Cypriniformes, Cobitidae. The record is from RefSeq and is a predicted model, not a curated record. Gene Ontology annotation, molecular function: DNA binding.
AUUCUUACAGUUAUUCAAAGAUGUACAUAGGGCUGGGCGAUAAAACGAUAACGAUAUGUAUCACGAUAGACACGUGAUCGAUAGCAAUAAAAAAUGUGUUCGAUAAAACGUUCGAUAAUUUUUUUUUUCGUCAGAAGAAAACGGAGGUUGCAAAGCAAGUUUCGUUGCAUUAACAAAGGCACUCGCUCUCUGGUAACCUAGCAACGUAGGGAGUGACACGCUAACAGCCAAUCAUGUAACAGUAUCAAGUUUGGUUGCGUUGUCUCGUGCUCGAUUCCUCUUCAGUAACCGGCAGAAAACUGAGAAGCAGAAAAUGAGUGCUGCAGAGAGCGAGGAAAUUGUAAAUAAAAGAGGAAAAUUCAGCUCGCCAGUAUGGCAGUUUUUUGGAUAUUAUAAGUCUGACCGUAGUCAGACCAAUGCCGUCUGCAAAUUAUGCAAGACCGUCGUCCCAGCCAAGUCUGGUAAUACCACGAACCUGAUGUACCACCUUAGCCGCGCUCACCCUUUGGAGCACAGCCGUAUUCAACCAACAACAUCUGUAGCUGCAACACCGCACAAGCAGCAGACGACCAUGGAGAGGUACUCUGCAUCAGUGCCUUAUGACAAAGAAACAAAACGGUACAAAGAUAUAACGGAGGCAGUGGCAUAUCAUAUAGCCAAAGACAUGCUUCCGUUUAGCACCGUUGAGAAGUCAGGUUAUAAAAAGCUUAUACACGUGCUUGACCCACGCUACGUUCUUCCUGGCCGAAAGUACUUUUCUAAGACUGCCAUUCCUAAGCUGUAUGUAAUGUGCAAAGAAUCUGUACAGCAAGAAAUAUUGUCAGCAAAGUACUUUGCAACAACCUCUGACCUGUGGUCAAGCCGUACUUCUGAGCCAUAUAUUAGCUUGACCAUUCACUUCAUCGACAAUGAAUGGGGUUUGAAAACCAGAUGCCUUGAGACUGCAUAUUUCCCCGAAGACCACACAGGAGAAGUGAUAGCAGAAGGCUUGAAGGAGGCACUGUUGUCCUGGGGUCUGAUUGAAGACAAAAUGGUGUGCAUUACCACAGACAGCGGGGCAAAUGUAGUGAAGGCGACUUCACUGAACAACUGGACACGGCUGCAGUGUUUUGGCCAUCGUUUGCACUCUGCUAUUGGUGCUGCAGGGAAAGAUAAAAGAGUGGAGAGGGCUGUAGGUGUGUGCAAGAAAGUGGUAUCUAGCUUUUCUUACUCGUGGAAGAAAAAGAGUGCGCUCUCUAAAGCACAGGAACGUCUCAAUCUUCCCAAACACCAGCUGGUCACAGAGUCACUAACCAGGUGGGGCUCAAGACAAAAGAUGGUGGCAAGGGUCCUAGAGCAACAAAAGGCCAUCACUGAAGUUCUCUCUUCUGACAAAAACAACAGGCACCUGAUCCCAACGUGGCAGGAUAUUGACGUCCUGGAGUCAAUGCAUGCGGCCUUAACUCCUCUCCUGGAGUUCACAGACUCCCUUUCUGGGGAGUCAUAUGUGACGGUCUCAUACGUGAAGCCUGUGCUCAACCUUUUCCGCUCUAGUUUGCUGAAAGUUAAUGAUGGGGACACUCAGCUCACAAAAGAGCUGAAGACAAAAAUAAUGACCUAUCUUGACGAGAAAUAUGCUGACCCUGACACAGAUGAUCUCCUUGACAUGGCUACCUUUGUGGACCCUAGGUUUAAAGGCCGAUACAUCAGACCAGAGAAGGUAGGGGCCAUUCAAAUGAGAGCUGUGUCUGAGAUCAUGGAUGAAGACCAGGGCCAAUCACAGGCAGGGCCUUCUGAGGGAGCAGCAGACCAAGGUGCAGAAGGAGGAGCUGUCAGUGGACCACCUAUGCCACUGGGCGUGAAGAAUAGUGAUCGACCGAUAUAUCGGCCGGCCGAUACAUCGGGCCGAUUUUAGCAGGUUUUAGGUGUAUCGGCAUCGGCCGAUUCGCGGCUUGCGUUCGCCGAUAGCUUUUCCCCGCCAUUAAUUACAGACAGGCGCCCACAGGCAGCUAUGUGUUCCUGGAGGCUGCCUGCAGCCCGUGCAUUGCCCCUCCCCCCACUAGCAGAGCGGAGCGCUCCAAGCCUGCUCUGGUAAGUUUUAAAGCAUCUUUUAACCGUUUGACUGAAAUAUUGCCAUAUACUUUGAAAGUGUAAGCACGUUGCUCUAUAUCUGCGUGCAAUCAUAGCUAAGAAAGUUUGGUGGUCAUAAUGGAAAACGCGAAUGCCUAUAAAACUGCUUGCCAUUGUAUUUAGGGAGCUUCAAAUUGCCUUUAGGCUAACCGUAUGCAUACGGCAGCUGUUACAAACACAGGUCAUAGGAUUAAAUAAUGCUGACGUUGUUCCGUGAUUUCGUGGUAUUUAUAGGAGUUUUAUUCAGCGACCACCAGUCUGACGUUUGGACGCGACGCAUGGUCACAAUGCCGCAAGCGAACGCAGGUCAUCAGCCGAACAGCUGAUCAUAGCUGGACAUGCUGGGUUUUUAAUUUUCAUCUCCAUAAAUAUAUGUAGUAGUAAAAGGCUAAAAAUUAAUAUCCAUUGCUGAUAGUUUCUCGUCAUUGUGGAGAGC